AUGUACGAUCGAUUCUCUGUUUCCAAUGAAACAGAGAAAUAUCAACUCUUUCUAGCAGGACCUGCCACGGGAACCGUAGGUGACAGUAUGUUAGACACUGGUUAUCCAAUUUACUAUGAUCUGUCUGGGAUGUACUUCAGUACACCAGACAGGGAUAACGACAGGAAAAAGUAUGGUAACUGUGCUGCUGACUAUAAAGGAGGCUGGUGGUUUAAGGCCUGUCACAUCGCCUUCCUCAACGGUCCCUGGUACCCGGCAUACUGGUGGGCACCUUGGUUGUCUACAUUAAGGAGGGGGACAACUGUGAGGGGGACUCUGAUGUUGAUAAAACGUCACUAG
This is a messenger RNA of Saccostrea echinata, 339 nucleotides long. RefSeq names its product fibroleukin-like. The transcript is spliced from 2 exons. Bases 1 to 339 code for a protein of 112 amino acids. The record is from RefSeq and is a predicted model, not a curated record. Lineage: Eukaryota; Metazoa; Mollusca; Bivalvia; Ostreida; Ostreidae.